CCGCUCUCGACCAUGCUCUCAGGCAGUAUCCAGUUCUUUUAAAGCACCCAGCAGUCUGUUGUCAUAAUGAGUCCUCUAUCAUCUCUCAUUAAUAUAUGACAAUAAUAUAUUAGAUUAUACCCCGAGGCGUUUCUCACAGAUCCAGGAAGAGACGAUAGGAGCUGUUUUUUGGACACUUUGACCUCAACCAGUGUCUCUGCAGCCGCUUCUUCACCCGUGUAUUUGUCUGCUUUGCGCUGGUUGAUGCUAGGUGGCUAAUGCUAGUCGGUAAACAUCAAUAAACUGCAAACAACGAGGAGCAGAAAAACCGGGUCUUCUAUGCUGCUGGUUCUACUACCAAAAAGAAACAUGGACAUAGGCAGUGAUGGGCAACAGGAGAAGGAGCACUGAGAGCAGCAUGGAGGGGGACAAAGAGACCCCCGUAACACAGAGACACGGACGAAAAAAGAGCACUGAGAGCAGCAAGGAGGAGAACAAAGAGAUCCCCAUAACUCAGAAACCAAAGGGAAGAGCGGGACUAAAAAGUCACAGCUGUGACCAAUGUGAGACAUCCUUCACAAGAUCUGAUCAUUUAAAGCGCCACCUGCGUAUUCACACUGGAGAGAAACCAUACAGCUGUGAACAUUGUGAGAAAACCUUUUCUCAAAGUAGUCAACACAAAGCCCACCAGCGCAUACACACAGGAGAGAAACCAUACAGCUGUGAAGAAUGUGGGAAAACUUUCAGUAGAUCAGAUACACUGAACAUUCACCAACGUGUUCACACUGGAGAGAAACCAUACUGUUGUGAAGAAUGUGGAGCAACUUUCAUUACAUCAGGUGAUCUCAAACGACAUCAUCGCGUUCACGGGGGAGAUAAACCAUACAGCUGUGAAGAAUGUGGGACAACUUUCAUUACAUCAGGUGAUCUCAAAAUUCACCAACGUGUUCACACGGGAGAGAUACCAUACUGGUGUGAUGAGUGUGGGAAAGUUUUCUCUUCAUCAGGUAAUCUCAAAAGACAUCAUCGUAUUCACAUGGGAGCUAAACCAUACAGCUGUGAAGAAUGUGGGAAAACGUUCACUACAUCAGGCGAUCUCAAAAUUCACCAACGUGUUCACAUGGAAGAGAAACCGUACCGAUGUGAAGAGUGUGGGAAAACUUUCACUUCAUCAAGCAAUCUCAAACGACAUCAUCGUAUUCACACGGGAGAAAAACCAUACAGCUGUGAAGAAUGUGGGUCAAAUUUUAUUACAUCAGGUGAUCUCAAAAUUCACCAACGAGUUCACACGGGAGAGAAACCAUACUGGUGUGAAGAGUGUGGGAAAACUUUCACUUCAUCAGGUAAUCUCAAAACACAUCAACGUGUUCACACCGGAGAGAAACCAUACUGGUGUGAAGAGUGUGGGAAAACUUUCACUAGAUUAGCAGCACUGAAAAUUCAUCGUCGUAUUCACACUGGAGAGAAACCUUACCGGUGUGAACUGUGUGGGACCGCUUUCACUAAGUCAGGUGAACUCACAAAUCACCAACGUAUUCACACGGGAGAGAAACGAUACUGUUGUGAACUGUGUGGGAAAACAUUUUCUAAAGGAAGUAGCCGUAAAGUCCACAUGCGCAUUCACACUGAAUCAUCUUGAACAACUUUGCGAGCAAAGCUAGCUGUUUCCUCCUCCUAAUGUCCUGAUAGCUGUAUUUUUAUAGUUUAACAUUCUUUCUAAAUUGAAUCCUGAACAACAGUUAUUUAUGUUCUAACCAGCGUUCACGCUAUGCCAACACGAGGCCACAGAGAUGCCUCAGAGCCAGAGAUGAUGUUUCUUCUGAUGUUUGUAAUGGUUCCUGAUCUAUAAGGGAAUGUUCUACUAUGAUGUGUUUGAAACAUGGUUUUCUUAUAGCCUCGUUAUGAUUCAGUUUAAAAGAUACUGUUAUUCCUUUUAUGAAAUGUUCCGUGUCCAGUGUUAAACUGCUAGUUUCAUUAAGCUGCAUUAAAGGUCUCCUAUUACGCUAUAUUUGAACAAUAUAUGUGAAGUGUUUUGCUCAAAAUACCGAACAGAUCCCCCAUUGUAGCAUGCUUCAUCCCCCUCUAUUUCAGCCCUGUUCCUUAAGUGCUGAUUCUGUGACUGUAGCUUUAAAUGAACUAGCUGCUGCUGGCCACGCCCCUUUGGAGCUGCUGCUGGCCACGCCCCUUUAGAGCGUCAUGAUCUCUCCUCUGAAGAGAGUUUUCUACCGAGGAGACUCAGCUAAACGCUGCCGUGA
Molecule: messenger RNA, 2234 nt
Organism: Eleginops maclovinus (Patagonian blennie)
Lineage: Eukaryota; Metazoa; Chordata; Actinopteri; Perciformes; Eleginopidae
Product: zinc finger protein 726-like
Exons: 4
Coding region: 365-1618 (417 amino acids)
Biological process (GO): regulation of transcription by RNA polymerase II
Molecular function (GO): DNA-binding transcription factor activity, RNA polymerase II-specific; RNA polymerase II cis-regulatory region sequence-specific DNA binding
Source: RefSeq, a predicted model, not a curated record